CGCGCGUCUGCGCGCCCGCGAGUCUGCAUCAGCCGGCCAGGUCGCCGCAGGGCACGCGGACAGACGAUCGUGGCUCACGCGCCACCACCGACGGGCACCUCCUCUCCGCGGCGACGGAGCCGGUCGGACCGACGUCGCAGGCCGCUCUGCCAACCACGGAGGAUCGAUCCACGGACCGCUCAUUGGCUUGCUGGCGGCCGUCGGGUCCGGUCACGUCGGACGUCGCCCGCGGGCACCGGCGACCAAUCAGGAGUCGGGUCACGCAGCUGCGUCGCGGCGCGACGGGAACAUGGAAGGGUGCCGGCGGUGACCUGUCUGUGCGUGAGCCGACGAAGCCGGCGCUGUAGUCGGCUGUUUGCCGGAGAGUGUGACGGAAUUUUCGCCGCUGGGAGGUGAGGAGUGUGACAGCACGUGGCCAAAGAGCGACAUUUUGACACCCCGUGACCAAGGAGCGGCGUUGUGACACUCCGUGUCCAAGGAGCGGCAUUGUGACACUCCGCAACCGGAGUGGCGGAUGUGACCUUGACGUGACUAAGGAUGCGGGUGUGUUCUUCGCGUGACCGAAAGCGGCUGGACGUUUUCUUCGCGUGAUCGACGAGGGGGAUGUGACCUUUGUGUAGUCGGAGACCGAUGCCUUCGCGUGCCGUCUGGAGGAACGGAAUCACCCCGUCGAUCUGUGACGCCGCUUCCCUCCUGGUCAUUUAAGCCGUUGUGACGCGUACCUUCCCUGCUGACAUCAGCGGCACGUCGGCGAGAACGUUUGAGAGCAGUCGUGAAAACGGCAGCGAACGUUUGGGAAACCGGUCUGGCGGCCAUAAAGGCGGCCAUCGGGGAACCUUCGGCGAACACAUCGGGCGGCCCCGGUGAACCAGCCAGAGAACCUCCGGUGAACCAGUCGGAGAAUAUCCGUUGGAACAGCCGGAGAACCUCCGGUGAACCAUCCAGAAAGCCUCCGGUGAGCCAGUCAGAGAACCUCCGGCGAACCAGCCAGAGAACCUCCGGUGGACCAGCCGAAGAACCUCCGGUGAACCAGCCAGAGAACCUCCGGUGAACCAGGGCAGGGAACCCCCGCCUCCGGCGCAGUCAUCAGUGAACGCUUGGCCGUGGGACCUUCAGCGACCCACCAGUCACUUACUGGUGACUUUACCUGACGUGCCGUGCGUUCGGCUGUCUCAGCGACCCCUCAGAAGAAGCGAGGAACCUGUCAGAGACCCCGCCCGAACUGCAGCCUCCCGGAGCCAAGCAAAACGCACCGCAUUGGCCCCGUGUCAGCCCCCAAAGUGACCACCGCGAACGUCCCUGAUUAAUUCCCUGGUGUCUCUGCAGUAAUUCCUGAAGUGGUUCCCGCACGCGGCGACAUCACAAACUCCGCCGGAGAGUCUCCCCGGCGGCGCUCGGUGGCGCCGCCCAGUGUUCACGUCAACGCACCCAUGUCUGCGUCGCUGCCGAGGGUCUGUGUGCUGGCGGCUCUGACAGCCUGCGCUGGCGGGAUAUGGCUGCCCGAUGACGUCACUCCGCCGCCGGCGCGGCCGUUCAGCUCCCACGGAGGCGACAUCUUGAAAACCGGCGACGUCACUCAGCAGCCACGACAGCCAAUCAGCGGCGCUGGCGGCGGCAGGCCGCAGGGCGAGCCUCGCCGAGAGCCUGAGGGUAGCGGCAGGACGUACGACGACGAGGCCGACGUUUCUGAUGACAUCAUAUGGGCCAUUGAACGUGAGGAGGAACGGGUGAGAAAACUGGCGGAGGAUGUGGGUCUGUUAGACGUGGAGCUGGGGUUUGGAGAACCGAAGCAAAUCGCCGAAGAUGCAGGAGGAGGAGGACGUGCUAAGGACGGUUGGCAGAGCGGGCGCGAGGAAGGCAGGGGUGCGAAGGACUCAGAGCAUCGCCCACAUAUCUUGGAAAAGGUAACGCCCGUCAACGCGGCUGGCGGCAGCUCAAGACUUCGCCCUGCCUCCGACGACGACCUCUUCUUCAGUACUGAGUUGAGUGGCCAGGAGGUUGAAGCUGAUGUCAAGGCUGAUGCACGGGAUAAAGGGUAUACCGGGGUCGAAGAUAUCGCUGUGCGGCCUGUGAUGCCCGUUUCUACUGCAUCGGCGACGAUUUCUAACGCCCGAGGAUCCGCACGUUCUCCGACACCAGCUUUAUCGACUCUCUCCCCAACCAUACGAGUUGCCAGCAGUCCUCAAACCCCGGCAGCCGAGGGUCAAAGUACGUUCAAAGACGUGAGGAUCAACUUCCUGGCUGACGGCUUAGAUGAAGCCGAGAGCAGGACCAGCUCAGUCCUCCCCACGAGAGCAGCAAUAACGAGGACCACCGCCAUCACCCUCACUACUGCCGUCACCGCCGGCGCGGCUGAAGACGCGGACGUUGGCCACGUGGUCGAAGCCGACGAUGCCGGAGCCGACGACAUCAAAGCUCCCGACGCCUUCGACGUCUCCAAAAACUCCGACGGCGCCAGACCCAACGCCGGAGCCGACGUCGCAGCUGACGACGGCGCCGGCACCGCCCCCAGCACCGCCUCCAGCACCGUCAUCCCCAGCACUUCGCCGUCGCCUUGCCUGCAGCGGUGCCAAGCGGAGCUGUCGGCCGCCCAGCUGACGGUGGAGCCGUCCCUCCUGCCAGUGCUGCUCGGCGGCAACGCCAGCCUGGAAUGCCGCCUGAGCGGGCGCUCAAAUCAGAGUGCCGAGCUCGGCUGGGAGUUCCGGCCGGCCGGCGGUGGCACCCCCUGCCCGCUGGGCGACGCCGCAGAGUGUCCGGAGUUCUCGGGCUCGGUGGAAGCACUCGGCAAUCAGAGCGACGUCGUGUCCAGGCUGACGGUCGCCAACAUUACAACCGCUCGCAGCGGCCUCUACGUCUGCGAGGCGCGCGUCUUCUGCUGCGGCGCGGCCGCCGCGCCGCCGUCGCCGCUGCGCCGCUCAGUCUGGCGAUGA
Molecule: messenger RNA, 2930 nt
Organism: Pollicipes pollicipes
Lineage: Eukaryota; Metazoa; Arthropoda; Thecostraca; Pollicipedomorpha; Pollicipedidae
Exons: 4
Coding region: 1431-2930 (499 amino acids)
Source: RefSeq, a predicted model, not a curated record